AUGCCUGGUGCGUAUGAUACAGUUAUGGAAUCAAGUCGCGAAAUUAUUCUUACUGAUAUAAAUGAUAUUUAUUUAGACCUUAUUCGGGCAGUUCUUUAUAGAAUGUCCAAAGAAAUUGAUUUCAUUAUUGACCAAUAA
Racocetra fulgida is the source of this 138-nucleotide messenger RNA. The record is from the annotation of a GenBank genome assembly. Lineage: Eukaryota; Fungi; Glomeromycota; Glomeromycetes; Diversisporales; Gigasporaceae.